CUCUUGGCAAUCUUACUAGUGGUAAACUCCACUCGAGGUCACCAUUACGUAUUCAGUUAUCCCGCUGACCCAAAACGACCAUUGUCCACGCGCGAUCGCAGUAUAACAGACCCUUGCAUCGCAAAGACCUGUAAAGAUCCCCACUAUCAUCACCAUGAACAAGAAAAGUCUAGCGAUGAAUUCGCAGGAAGAGAUGCAAUCUUUAACAUGGACGUUGGAUUCCUUGCUGAUGCUCUUGCUCCAAAACCUAGUCUCUGUGACCGCAAGUUCCAACUGAGUAUCGACGACCUCACCUUUGUUGGUCAUCCUGUCAGUCUCACUACAAAUCCCAAUAAUAAGCACAAAAACGUUGAUUUGGAUGGCGAGGCAUCUUCCCUUGAUGAUGACGAUCACGGUUUUCUACCUCAUGACAUUCCUGCUCCAAUCUCGGAUGACAAGCUUAACCACUCUCUCACGCACAUGACACUUUUCCACGUUGUGUUUGUUCUUUCACCACCUGAUCUCGAAUUGAAUUCUCAGGUAGAGGCCAUAUACGACCACGUUGUGUUGCGCUACACUUCGGCUUUGCGCUACGAACAGCUACGAUGCGGCUAUGUCCAGGAAGAGAUUGACAAGGUGCUUUCACUCAAAGAAGAUGCGCUAAAUAAAGGCACGCCUUACGAUCAAGUCACACAGGACAUCCUGAGGGUCUCGUCGCUUGCACAGGACAUGCGUCAGAUGUAUCUGGCCAUAUCGACCAACACGGCAGCCCAUUUGAUCAUCAAUGACUUUAUUGAUCUCUCGCUUCAGAUCCCGCUUCUGGGAGCAAACGUAGUGGGAGCUGGUGGCAGCGGUGGACAUGCAUCAUGGCUGAUGGAUAUUUACGGCGUCGGUGGUUAUGUCUAUGACACAUAUCCUGUCUUGUGCCCGUACCACACACUGCUCUUGUUGGAGGAUCCUGAAGAAGUCCUCAAGAACAUGCCACUAGAUGCAAGUCCAACUCUUGUUCAACUUGUCCAGAUCCUCACACCUACACAAAGUUUACAAGAACUGCACUUAUUGCUGGAUUGCUCACUUGCUCAGAUGUACCGUCUUGCCGCUCACUUGAUAUAUUGGCGUAAAGCAAAACUGAUCCACACAAUACAUGUGCGGAACCAUUAUGUGGUUUCACCUCUAGCCAAACUAGAUGAUAUCCCCGCACUUGACCGAGACUUUCGCCUUCAUAUUCCCAACCUUGAUUUCCCUACUCUCCUGUCUCAAUUAUCAAUCGCCAAACCCCUUUACAAGAUCGCACCCUCAAAGGAAUUCCGAAACCAAUACCUCGAGGCAAUUACUUACCUCGUGCGCAAGGACCUCGUCGUACAGCUUCACAUGUUCCUGGUCCUUGUUCUUCCCUUUGGUCUCCGCCCUAGUCUGGGAGACAGCGAAAAUGAAGACGAAUCAAAGAAACAACUAUCGUCAGCAAAUGCCUCGGCAGCAACAGUGUCGGCCUCAGCAGCAGAUAUGGCAGCCAGUCCUGGGGAGUUAGAAUGGAAGGCUCUCAAACGACUGGCUCAUGAAAAAGCCCCAAAGGAAAUUGCAGACUUGUUUGAAAGGUUGGUUCCAUACAUGGAUGGCAAACAUCCAAUUGAAGAGAUUAUGUACCGUGAAGGAGUAUCCAGACGUCAGCUAAGCUUGGUCCUCAAGUAUUACCGAGACAAUAUUGUUACUAUUCACCACUACUAAUAUAUAUAAUAUAAUAUAUAAAUCACAUAAAAACAACCCAACCAAAAAAAUGGUAAUAAAAAAUUGU
This is a messenger RNA of Phycomyces blakesleeanus NRRL 1555(-), 1771 nucleotides long. RefSeq lists its product as hypothetical. Bases 208 to 1704 code for a protein of 498 amino acids. Gene Ontology annotation, cellular component: GATOR1 complex. NCBI's taxonomy places the organism in Eukaryota, Fungi, Mucoromycota, Mucoromycetes, Mucorales, Phycomycetaceae. Gene Ontology annotation, biological process: negative regulation of TORC1 signaling; cellular response to amino acid starvation; TORC1 signaling. The transcript is spliced from 6 exons. The record is from RefSeq and is a predicted model, not a curated record.